Anopheles merus is the source of this 7582-nucleotide messenger RNA. RefSeq names its product extracellular serine/threonine protein kinase four-jointed (gene fj). Lineage: Eukaryota; Metazoa; Arthropoda; Insecta; Diptera; Culicidae. The transcript has 2 exons. The coding region runs from base 1990 to 3657 and encodes 555 amino acids. The record is from RefSeq and is a predicted model, not a curated record. Gene Ontology annotation, biological process: cell-cell signaling.
AGCACCACAGCGAGGAGGCCACACCGAGCCGGACUUGCUUUCGAGUCACCAAUUUUGUGGUAGAUUUCGUGGCGAACGGUCCUUUUUUCGAGCUCGCUCCCGUGUGUUGUACCGAGCUGGCGUGUUCGCAGUCUCAUACUGAGUCGAAGUACGGUGUUGCAAGUUGGCAAGCGCUUUAUACGACUACUUUAACGAACUUGAUUGUUCGAGGUGCGGAAUUGUAAAGCAAACAGCAAAGUGUCUACGGUGUUCGGCUAGCAUUUAUACGGACCAGGAUCCAAGCAGCCAGCAAACGAAAUCAAAUUGCGCGGUGCGAAACGCCUGUAAGCGACGAACCUCCGCCCGCGUGCCGAACUGUUUUGAGCGAUCAUCCGCGCCGACACUCGCGGUGAAGUGUUUGCGUUUUCGUCUUGCGCGCGAUAAGCCGGUACCGCGUUGACGUGUGAGCGAUCGUGUCGUGCCGAUGUAAAAUGAUGCCCCGAAACGGUGGCGCCCAAACAGUGGAUCAGAGCACCAGUGCAGCAGCGGCCGGAAAUCAGCCCCAUCGUCGGUGGUGGUGCUUUCGCGAUUGUCGCCCCUAAAGCCGCGUGCUGUGGGAGAGAGAUUUAGCGCAGUGAGACCGAGCUACGUACUUAUACACACACAGAAAAAACGACCAAAAAGAAAGCAACGUUCGGUGCAACGAGAAGCGCAAGAAAAGAUAAAAAGAACGGCCCCCCGAAAUGGUGCAUAUGGUGCAGCCAGUGAGAUGCAAGUUCGCGUUCGCGUUUCGCGGUGAUAAUAAUAAUGUGUAGCACCUCGCCGGUUACUGCCCUGUUGCCACCGCCAGCAGGAACCGUGUACUAACGAGCCGCAAUCAGUCCUGUGAGGGCGAUCCUCUGCCACUCUCUCUCUCUCUCUGCGAUCGUUUGGAUCGCAUAUCGCGCGGCAAAUCGGGCCCACGACAACCGAACGACGGCGACGGGCUUGUUGCGGGAAAAAGGAUUUAUUGUCCCCAAUCGUGAUCGGCAAACAACCCCGGCCCACAGCCCUUCCCCUUUUGCCGUGUGUGUUGGUGUGUAUGUGCCACAGUGAGCCUAUGCGUACCGAUCAGUGAGCGUGUGUGUGUGUUUGUGCUUGUGUGUGAGCGUUUGUUGAUGUGGGGCUUCGAGGAAGCGGCCAUCAGAAUCGUGAUUGUGCUCAGCAUUGUGCCAAGCCAUUCUUCCUCGCGAUUUUUUGUUUUACAUUCUCAGCAACCCACCUUCUCCCUUUGCUAUGCGCCCCGGACGUGUGAGAUCGAGUGAGGGCGAGUGAAGCAAUAACAACAACAAAAAGUAUGAAAUAAAAAUAAUCCUUAUACGCCACCCCUUCUGUUGCCCACCCCGUGGCCCUUUUUGCAAAACGAUCCCCCAGUGGUGCGUGAUUUCGGUUUAUGUGUCCUGUUUGUGUGUGUCUGGGAAUGUGUUUGUGCUGAUGUGCCGCGCGAGUGUGCGUCUUGCGGGCAAGUGCGGAGGAGUUCGUGUUCCCCAAGGAGGGUUCGUCGCUUGGUGAUGUUGUUGUUGCUGCAGUGUCGUUUAUUUUCCGUGUGCUGUUCGCCUGCCCGGAUUCUGUGAGGGAGGGAAAGAGAAAGAGUUUAUCGCACACAAAUAAAUCAAUUAUUAUAAGCUCCACACGCGCAGUGGAACGCGCAGUGAAAACAACGCAAAGAAGAUCGGCAAAAGCGAGCGUGUGCGUGUGUGUGUGAUGCGAUCGUGUGGGUGAAAAAUCGUGAACAAACCGAAAAUUGCUGCAAGUGUUUUAAAAAUGUUUACGCUGUGUUAGCGCUACGAAAAAGCAUUAAAGUGUCCCGCAGUGUGUAGUACAUAAAACUUCUAACGUGUGUGUACGAGUGGCUCUUGUGUAUGUGUCCUCUCGAUCAACAGCGGAAAAUCAAUCACAAAACUUAACCGAGCAGCAGCCAGGAAACGACCUCCCCCCCGCAAUCUGGUGUGGUGUUGCUGCACGUGGAAAAUGUUUGACGUGCGUACCGUCGAAGCGGGUGCCUGUUGUGAACAAGAGCGUGAUAGUGCGGACGGCGCAAUGUCAAUGACCGCGCGGCGACGGCGCGCCUUCCAGCGGCAGGCCUGUCUGCUGAGCGUGCUGGCCGCGUUUUCGCUCGGCCUGGCGCUCGGCGUGUUUGUGCCGCUGAUCGGCAUCUCGCAGGCCGCCUCGAAGGGUUCGAUCGUGGUGGACGGCAGUCCGGAGCAGGAGCCACAGCAGCCGGCGCUGCAGGCGCUCCAUCAUCCCGCACACCAGAUGCCACACUUUCCGACGAUCGACGACAUUCGCUCGGCGGACGAUGGGCCGAGGGGUCGGUACGCGUCCGUGUCGUUCAUUGCGGAGGAGAAGUUGACCGGCGAGGGUGAGGAUGUGCUCUUCCAACCGAAGCUGGAUGUUGAUGGGUUCGUGGAGCGAAAGCUUCCGUCGCCGGCCGCCUCGAUAGUGCAGCAAAUGUUGGCCGGCAGUUCGAAGAUGGCCCAGGCAGCGGUUCCGGAGCGACGUGAGUCGCGGGCGAGUAAGUUUGACGAUGCGGAGCGUGAAGAUGGCGAGGGCGUGAUACGGGAUGGCAUCUACUGGGGCCCGAGCGUGGAACGAGCCCUGCCUGAUGGCUUCGAUCAGCGGCAGAGCGAAUCUUGGGCGCGAUAUCUGCACGAAGCGGAGGUGGAGCGGCUCGAGAUCGGCUGUGGCCGUAUGCAGAACCGUUUGCUGGUGUUCCGGGAUGGUACGAGGGCUUGCGCGCGGUAUCGGCAGAACACGGACCAGAUCCAGGGCGAGCUGUUCUCGUUCUAUCUCGGCCAGCUGCUUAACCUGACCAAUCUUGCGCCGAGUGCGGCGUCCAUCAUCGAUCCCGAGGCGCGACUAUGGGCUGCGGCAACGGAAGAGCUGGCCGGCGCCCAGUGGAAACCCACCAAACCCGUCGUGAUCACCAAGUGGAUCGGGAACCUGGAGCCUGCCGGCAUCCCGCUACCGUUCCGGCCGCUCGAGCGACAUCUGAACCGAUUCGACGUGCGCAACAUCACCGAAGGACUCGACCGGCCGCGGGAUGGCGUGCGAAGGCUGCUGCUCGACCGACUCGGCCCGGCCCGAGACGGCCCAGCGGCCACUCCGGCCACGCCAUCGUCGAGCACGAGUACGCUCCCCUCGCAGCCUCCCACGCCCGAGGUGCUCGAGCGGCUGGUCGAGCUGGCCCAGUGGUCCGAUCUGAUCGUGUUCGACUACCUGAUCGCCAACCUGGACCGGGUCGUCAACAACCUGUACAACUUCCAGUGGAACGCGGACAUCAUGGCGGCGCCGGCGCACAACCUCGCCCGCCAGACCGACUCCUCGCUGCUCGUCUUUCUCGACAACGAGUCGGGCCUGCUGCACGGCUACCGGUUGCUGAAGAAGUACGAAGCCUACCACGGCCUGCUGCUCGACAACCUGUGCGUGUUCCGGCGGUCGACGGUGCGGGCGCUCGAGGCGCUGCGCGACGCCAGCGUCGGCCAGCGGCUGAAUGCGCUGUUCGAGCGCACGACGACGGCGCAGAUACGGGACGUGCUGCCGCCGCUGCCGGAAAAGUCCGUCAAGAUUCUAGUCGACCGCAUCGACCGGGUGCUCGGGCAGGUGCAGAAGUGUCGGGAAACGUUCGCCGACCGAUAGCCGCCGGGCCCGCCUGGUGCUGGAGGUGCAGUGGAAGCGGCCAGUCGGAGACAGGUGGGUGGGUGGGUGAGCGGCGCACGCGCCAUAAGACUGUGAGUCCUUUGUAUGAGCGAUGGGAAUUUAUUAUUAUUAUUAUUAUAUUAUUGCUAGUUUGCUAGUUGGUUGUUUUUUUAUUUUGCAUUUACAUUUACUGACUGUAAAGGUAGUGGUAAGGUUAGCCCGUACGGUUAGGCUAGGGAUGCAAGACUAAUCGAUGAAUGAUGAUAGUAGACAGCGAGAUUGCGUGAGAGCGGGAAUGAAUGAUAAUGCGUAUAGCUUAACAAAACAGGUAAAAGAAAAGAGAGAUAAAAGCAGCAGGAAAGUAACACAAACAGAACAAUUCCACUUACACAGAUCUACCACUAGUUCGAGGGUAAUGCCAGACCACAGUUUUGCUGCUUUUAAGGGUUGAUGCAUGAAACAGAGCGAUACAAGUAAACUAUUUCCUUAAAACCUUUUUUUCAAAUCCCACCAGCAAUGGCUUCGAAACAGUGAAAACUAUCAGAGAUGUCUAGGUUGAUACGAUCUAAUCUUCCCGACGUUUGUACAGCCGAUUUGACAGAUGAACUAUCUGCUUCAUCUUCGUGGAGCCUUUGCACACACACUCGCGCACCUUUUGCUCGUUUAUUUCUAAUCUCCAUUUUAUUGUUACUCUUUUACCGACGUCUCCCUUCUAAUAACUGUAAGCCAUCAGUCUGUCUGUCUGUCUGAACCGUGCUCGAAACAGCGCCUACUGCGCGCCGAGCAACACACAACCCAAAGGCAGCUCCGCAUUAAAGGACCUCCUGGCGCGGCAGUUAAAUAGAAAUUCCCCCCUCGAAAAGCCACCCUUCGACCAAAAGCGGUUUCAUUUUGUGAGGGGAGCGUUCUGUGUAUUCCCAUUUACACACAUGCAAACACAAAGCCAAAAUACACACACACACACACACACACACACACACACACACACACACACACUUACAAGUGAGCGCGCGCCCGCGUUUGCAAUCGCGCUUCAGCUCCCAACGCUAGAAAGACUUGCGCGAGCGUGGCAGUGACGAACCCCUUGCCAGAGGAAAUAGAAUUUUCGUACGUCUUUUGCGCUGCGCAACAAAACCCAGCCGAAUCGAUCGGCGAAUCGGCACCGGCAAUCGAAUUACACGCCAAUAGAAGGCCGCACGUAAUCAAGCUUCAUACAAUAAGGAGUGGAUGAACGAGGGGGGGGAAUAAGAUUGAUUCGCACAGAUAGAAUAGAGCUGGAAAAUUGGAUCGAUUGAAUCGCGCGCGGUUGAUUUGAUUCACGCACGCGGGCAUGGUCUAGCCUUGUUUUUUUUUUUUGUUGCGCCUCUUGUCGUUUCCAUUUCGUUCGCCCGGUUUUCGGCACGGCUAGCGCGCGCCGAAGGGUGGACGACGCCAUCUUGUCAGCUUUGCGAACAGUUUCCGCUGCCGACAGCAGCGUGUGCUGCAUAAUUGUUACAUGCAAUUUUGCGUGCCUUCUUUUUGCUGUCCGAGGGCCCCAAAAGCUACCUUCCCUUGCUGCUGCUGCUGCUGCUGCAGAGAAGUAGAGCUUAGAAGCCACGCACCAUAAAUGCUAAAAUUUUGUGUGCAAGCGCAUUACCUCAUCCUGGAGAGGGGCAACGAUCCUCCUGCCCGUCGGUCAUCGUUGUCGUCGGUGCAGAAUAUUUCAAUUUUCUCACCUUUCCCCGUUUUUUUUGGAGGGUUAUUUUUCUUUUGCUAGUGGUGGUGAUGGUAGUGGUGGGAAAAAUAUUGUUUCUUCCUCCUCACUCCCGCCAUGCAAAAAAAAGGCUGGGGAGGCCAUUGCAAUUGUCCCUUGCGUGAUGGGCAUCUUUGAAAAGUCUGGAUUGGGGAGAGAGAGAGAGAGAGAGAGAGAGAGAGAGAGAGAGAGAGCGGCUGUCGCGUUUUUAAAACAAUUACCCGCCAGUCGCUGAGCCCGAGCAACCGUUGCCGCCCACCUCCCCCUCCCACCAUGUAGGCUGCAGAAGAAAGGCCACCAAACAUCACACACAUGCAAACAGGAAGACGGGCCUGUUUCGAAAGCACACGUUUCGAGUACAGGGACAGGGAUCUCUUGCACUCGCUCUCUCUAUCUCCCUCUCUCUCUCACUCUUUCCUGCCUUUUGGCGCAAAGUCCUGCCCGCCCCGAAAACUGACCACGACUCGAGCUGGCCGGUGCCGCUGCAUCGAAUAACCCCCGUUGGCUGUUCGAGGUCGUUUUACCGAGUGGCCUUUCCUUCCCUGCACGCGCGCACACGCUCCACAUUUUGUGCUGUUGUGCAGUUCCUUUUGGGUAGCUCUGGAUAUUGCAUUUAUUUUUGUGCGCUUCAUUUUUCGUGGUGGUGCUGCAGUUUCUUCUGGCUGGCUUGGCAUGGUUACCUCCAAUGUCCCCUCAAUGCGUCUCCCCCUCAAUUAGUGGUCCAGCUCGAGAAGACUCUAAUCCUCGCUACGGUCACAGUAUCCAAAACCCGAAAGGAAGGGGUGGGGAUCCUUCCCACCGAAACGGUUGGCUCAUAAUCUCGUGUGCGAUAUUUUCGCAUUUUAGCUUAUGCUUUAUGAAACUUAUCUUACCUGAGCACUCCACAGUCCUGGCCCAUACCCCACACACACACUGAUCUCCCACGAAAUGAGAAGGGUCCCACGAGGUGGGCAAACCGGCCGGAAUGCCCUUUGGCAGCGAGCGCGAGAGCGAGCUAAAGCCGAAUGAGGGAAGUUUGUCUGCACACACAAAAAAAAAAGCUCGAGCAAGGAAGAAACACGGCGGCGCGAUGAACGGUAACGCUGUGCUGUAGCUGUGUGUAUGCUGCUCUGCCGUUGGUGGACACGCAUGGGUCCCAUGCGCAAGCGCUUUCCGAGCGUAAUCUCGCAAAACUCGCCAUCGCAGCUAAUAUGCGCGAUAUUGUACCGUGCCCCGUGUGUUCCGUGCCACAACAAUUGACUACCGAGAGUGGCUGUACAAAGGGAGCGAGAGAAGGAGAGCAGGGAAGCGGCAGGGAAGAUAAGGAGAAAGAGUGUGCUUUUUCCCUCCGCAACGCGGGGUAACAACCGACGAUGACGCCGCUGCUGUUGCUGGCAGUAAUCGUGGCUAACCUCGCGAGAUAGACUGAUGAGCCCCAGGGAGCGAAGAAUUUUUGUACAAAGAAUAUCCGCAACCCCCCGCUUGUUCCCACUUCCCUUUCCCCACGUGUACCGUGGUCCCGUGCGCGGUCGUUCUUCUUUCAGGGUGGUGUGUAACGUGGUCUUGUUCAUGCUCCACAGAAGCAUAUCGGAACGGAACGCUCGGGUGCAGCAGAAAUGCAGCGGAAAUGUUGUGGGUGGCGGUGCUGUUGGACAGCGAAUGUGUUUGUUGUAAUGCGAGCUAUUAUUGUGGUUAAUUUUUCUUCACCGGGCCGGGAUAGGGGCUUGCCAUAUGGAAUUUCGAUACCAUUUGAUAGGAAAAGGGUCUUAAACGAGGGCGAUUGCGGAAGAACUAUGGCUUGUCUUGUAAAACGUGGGUUGUAUCACAUGUAAAGCGGGUUUUAGAUACUCUUUUUGGAGAAUAGUUUGAAAAAUAAUUAAAGAAUGGUUUGACACAUAAAAACUCGCUAGAUGGUUGAUGCAUCGCUAGCAGUAAUGAAUGUUGUUGUGCAAGGGAUCACACAAGUUCUAAACAUUUCAAAACUCUCACACCGUUGACCAGCCGGCUUUCCCAUAAUUCAGCGGCUUUAAAUGAUAGUGCGAUGGCGUCCCAAAGGGUGGGUGGCUUUUCAUGUGCAUCAAACCGCGGGAGCAAGCAAAAGCGUAGGGAUCCUCACUGCCCUCAACACUGUGGCCGUCUGCCGUCCUCGAAUAAUGUGGUGAGAAUAACAAGCAACAAGGGCAAAAGAACAGCAACGAUGUGCGAAAAACAAAA